Mus pahari (shrew mouse) is the source of this 500-nucleotide messenger RNA. RefSeq names its product GON7 subunit of KEOPS complex (gene Gon7). Lineage: Eukaryota; Metazoa; Chordata; Mammalia; Rodentia; Muridae. Gene Ontology annotation, cellular component: EKC/KEOPS complex. The record is from RefSeq and is a predicted model, not a curated record. Bases 53 to 349 code for a protein of 98 amino acids. The transcript is spliced from 2 exons.
CGCUUCCGGGUGGCGUUUCUCCGUGGCGCGCUGUUGAAGCUGAGCGGUCGCCAUGGAGCUUUCGGGCGAGUACGUCGGUUGUGACGGGGAGCCGCAGCGGCUACAAGUGUCCUGUGAGGCGUCGGGCGACGCGGACCCUCUCCAGAGCCUGUCGGCGGGCGUGGUCCGGAUGAAGGAGUUGGUAGCGGAGUUCUUCGGGACCCUAGUGGAGCAGGACGCGCAGGGCGUGGCGGAAGAUCCGGACGACGCUUUGGAUGGUGAUGAUGAAGAUGAUGCAGAAGAUGAAAAUAACACUGGUAGAACUAACUCAGAUGGACCAUCUGCAAAACGUCCAAAACCAGCAUCUUAACAAUAGUUUUUAAGAAAUUAAGACUGCUACUAGGUUGAGUGAGGUGAUGCAUAUGUGUAAUCCCAGUUAAUUCAAAGGCUGAGGCAGGAGAAUUCAAAGUUGGAGGCCAGCUUGUGUGCUACAUGUCAAGACUUUGCCUAAAAAAAAAAAA